Molecule: messenger RNA, 1942 nt
Organism: Xiphias gladius (swordfish)
Lineage: Eukaryota; Metazoa; Chordata; Actinopteri; Istiophoriformes; Xiphiidae
Product: proline-rich protein 7
Exons: 2
Coding region: 1-909 (302 amino acids)
Source: RefSeq, a predicted model, not a curated record
AUGGUGAUGUCGCAGGGCACCUACACCUUCCUGGCCUGUUUCGCCGGCUUCUGGUUGGUCUGGGCCCUCGUCGUCAUGCUCUGCUGUUUCUGCAGCUUCCUGCAGCGCAGGCUGAAGCGCCGCCGUGAGGAGAGGCUCAGGGAGCAAUGUCUGCGAACGGUAGAGAUGGAGCCGCUCGGCUGUCAACCCGCAGGAUACCCGCCUCCCCCUCCUCCUCCUCCUCCUCCUCCUCUGCCACCACCGCCUCCGCAGCUGCCCAGGGAGCCGCCGCAGUUCUGCCCUCCUCACACCCAGCCGCCGCCACUUCCUCUGCUGGUUCCUCAUCACAUGCCACAAGCAACCUGGGUCAGCGUGCCAGAGGCAGAUAUCUUUGGGAAGCCGCCCUGCUAUGAGGAGGCAGUCCUGAUGGAGGAUCCCCCUCCGCCCUACAGCGAGGUCUUGGCCGACCCACGGGGGGGCACCUAUCUGAAGCCUGGCCCGCUUCGAGCAGCGCCGCCACCUCUCAGAGAACACCAGGACCGUGCUCCGGUGUUCACAUCUGAGACCAGUAAGCCUCCCGCGGCAACCGUGUUCCCCGAUCGGGGUUACUCCUCCCUGAUACGCCUGCCUUCGUCCCAGCGCUGGGACUCUCUGGGUCACCUCCUGUCCAACAUGGACUUGAACCACAACAACCUCGACCUGCCGGGGGGGCGCUCCCUCCAGGCUGCCACAGCGACGGCUACCAUGCCCCGCCGAGAGCCCAGGACUCACCGUGAUGGACUUGGGGUCCGAAGUGGAAUACAAGGACUUCAAGGGGGGAUACAGGGAUUCCAAGAAGGGUUACAGGGGGUUCACGGACUGAGGGGACUGGAGCCCAGCUGUGGCCUACCAACAGCCUUCCCUCUGCUGGGUCGGAGCACUGCGGUCUAGGCCCUGGAUGCUUUCUAACCAACCAACCAACCAACCAACCAAUAAGUUUGGUCCAUCUCGGAAGAGCCUUAAGCAGGAGAUCGUUAAGGACAGACUUCCUGUCUGUAUGCCUCCUUUCCAGCUCAGUGUUUACAGCACUAGCGCCGGUGGAGAGAGAUAUGAUUCCCCAAAGAGCUACAAGAGGAUUAAAGUGCUGCGAAGGCGCCAGGAGUUCAGUUCCCCGGGCGGCUCUGUGGGCAAAGGGUGCCGCUUUCUCUGCUGGGAUUGUGGCUUUAAGCUCUGUGUGUGGGUAAUAGAGGAAAUUACACACACUCUUUCAAACCAGUGUUGUUGAGUCACUGAGGUAUCCCGGCGUCAUAUCAAAGUUAAUUGAGUCAAGGACCGUUUGAACAGCAGAGGAGGAGAGGAAAGAGCCAGUAACUGGCAGGGGAAGAGCAACAAACGAGCAACAAGCACAGCUGUUUCCGUGGCUCUCAUCCAGACUCUCGACCUUUAUUUUCGUCUCUACCUCCCGUUUUCGUGUCGCCUUCUCAUUCUGUUCAUCCCUCCCGUCUUCUCUCUGCGCCGGAGCAACCUAUUGUACCAGUCUGCUGUUGCCAUGGCUCCUGGGAACCAUCUGUUGCCCACGACGACCUGUCCUCUUUUAUCUGCUCUGAUUUUUGUAGACUCUGUUCGCAGCCUGCCUCUUCACAAGGACUGUGAGAGCAUUAACACUUACAAAAGAACAAGUGGCGACCUUGGGUCAGACUCGACCUUGUUCUGUUCGUGACAUUAGAGCCCAAAGGCCAGUUCUCCUUUCUAAAAGAGGCAGAGUACACAAGCUAGCCGGGAUUGCAUUUUGUAACACGCUGCUUUGUUAUUUUCUGUGUCGUCUUUAACUGUUGUAGUGUGGCCUCAACCUGGAAGUCAGGGCCCUUUUGGUGGUCACAGGAUGACGUUAGCAGGGCCAUUAAUGUGAACAACCUUGUUUUUCACCUACGAAUUUAAGCUUUGUGACAAAUGCCUUUUCUCUUGUGAAAUUUAAAAAAAAAAA